Molecule: messenger RNA, 2138 nt
Organism: Spodoptera litura
Lineage: Eukaryota; Metazoa; Arthropoda; Insecta; Lepidoptera; Noctuidae
Source: RefSeq, a predicted model, not a curated record
UAAAUAAUACAGUGUCAUGAAAUGAACCAAAUAUUUCAUUAUAAAAAAGUACAUUGAGUUAUUUGAUUUGACCUCGAUGUUUUCAUACGAAUAUUUUUAUUGUUGCACAACAUACCACGUAUAACGAAACGACCCGACAUACAAUUUUCAUUCGAUCGAUUCUUUGAUCAAUCAAUAAUUCAGUUCAGACAGACAGACAGACAUUUUGACAAUUGACAGCCAAUUUGUUAUUAUUUGUUUAUUUUCUUGUGGUUUCUGCCUUCCGGUGUAUUUCAUUUUCCAUAAAUCCCUUGAGUUAAACUUUAGUUAUUAUUGUCGAAAUAGGAAAAUUCGAGCAUAGUUAGCAUUUUGUGACAGCGUUGAGUGUUGACAUAGGUAGGCUUGUGGAUAGGCCCUUUGGGUCAGUGGACGUCGUCUUAUUAUUUUAUGCUUUAAACAAUGUCUCGGAACGUCUGUUGUGUUCCGGGGUGCCCACCAGACGAAGGUGCAGUCCUGCAUUACUUUCCGCACCCUGUAAAAGACGCUGAAAGAUUCCAAAAUUGGGUGAAGUUCAUAGGAGGUGACCUUGCUGAACUGGACAGCGCAACAAUACGGAAAUCUAAAAGAAUAUGUCGUCGGCAUUUUCACAGACAGUUUCUCUACCCAAGAAACAGAUUGAAUAAAUUGGCAGUACCAUCGUUGCUCUUGUUCUCACCAGAUCUCUCGGACGCUGAACAGGCCAUGAUUGAUGAAGUUUUAAAUGAAGAAAUAAUAACGGAGUCUCCAACCUUAUUCUGUAUUUGCUGUCUAUCAAAUGGGGGAACUUACCUACAGCUAUCAACAUGCUCCCAUGCCGAGUUUUUAAACAGAUUUCUAAAACCAGAGAUAGAACCAAGAUGUCAAGUCAUAUGCUACAACUGUCAUAAUAUGUUGAAGAAAAUCAAAAUGUUUACACUGCAAGUUUUAAAUAGCUUUAAUAUAAUAUCUGAGUUUCAGGAAAGGAACACACAAAUCCCGCAUCAACUAAAUAGAAAUCUACAAAUACAAAAACAAGAAAAUAUUGACAUACCACAGACAGACGUCAUCGUAGAUAAUAAUAUAAACCAAAGCAUAGACAACGAAGAGGUUACAAACGAAACACCACAAAGGAUGUACGAAAGAAAAAUGAAAAAUAUUGGGCAUGCUUUAGAAAUUAUAAAUACCAACCAGAAUAAUACCUGUAUUAACUUAUUAGCUACGUCUUUAAAUAGUCUAUCGAAUAGUUUAAUAAAUAAAAACAUGGAUUUUAUUAAUAUACCCAUUUUAAAUAUUGAUACAGUAAGCCAAGAUACAGAUACUUCUAAAGCUGCCAAUUCAAGUAACAUUUUGCAAGAAGCUAUGAAAAGUGCUAACAUUGAAGAUAAUUUUGUUGUUCAAGAAGCAGAAUUGAGUUCAGACAGAAUUGAGAAAGGCGAAGUUCCUAACGAGAUUAAGAUUGUUAAGCCAAAUAAAAAUGUUCUAAAAUCUUCGAUUCAGUCUCGGAUUAAAGCUAUAAUAUUGUCCGAAGAAGAAUUAAUGACGGAAAGAUCAAAAUUAGCUGCCAGUCAGCGAUACCUAAAGUCGGCAUAUAAAUGUGAAACAUGUAUUCUAGGAUUUAAUUAUCAAGAUAAUUUGGAAGAUCAUUCAAAAAGGAAACAUUGUUAUAAAGAAAACUCAAUCAAAUGCCAGGUAUGUCUUCAGUACAUCGAUCCAGGGGCUAAUUAUAGUGAUCACAUAUCCUACCACUAUAUCAGAUAUGAAUGUGUAACAUGUGGACGUAAAUAUCACUCUGAAGAUGAAACAAUAUUUCAUUAUAGAAGAAAUCAUAUAAAAGCUACGAAAUAUACUUGUUUACAUUGUUCGUACAAUAUGACAUCAUACCGCCACAUCAAAUUAGGAUCGGAAGUGAAACAGAGUAAUAAAUACAAGAUUUAUAAAUGCUUGCGCUGUAAAAAGACUUGGAAAAACGUUGAACGGAAUUCGACAGAGAAUAUAUUGCAAACAGAUGUCGCCACUGUUGGAGAAGGCUGAUUUAAUUACCUAUGUAAACAGUUUACAACAAUAAGUUACUGAUCUAUUUAUUAAUAUACAAAUAAAAUACAAGUAUUAAUGUUUAAAGCAAGAUUUUGAAAAAAAUGCGG